Andrographis paniculata is the source of this 3003-nucleotide messenger RNA. RefSeq lists its product as uncharacterized. Lineage: Eukaryota; Viridiplantae; Streptophyta; Magnoliopsida; Lamiales; Acanthaceae. The record is from RefSeq and is a predicted model, not a curated record. Bases 1022 to 2986 code for a protein of 654 amino acids. Gene Ontology annotation, molecular function: protein binding. The transcript has 5 exons.
UUCCGAUAAAAAAGAAAACAUAUAUGUAUCAUGUAUAUUGGGAGAACAUUGUAUAAAUUAAAAACUCAAACUUGAAGAAGACCAAUCUGGACCUAAAGAUGAACACACCCAAUGAGAGAGAAGGAGAGGGAGAGGGAGAGAGAGAGAGAGGUUGGUGAGCACGCCAAGAUGGCAUGACCGAGAGAGAGGAGUGGUAGUGGUAGCUGUAGGUAGGGAUCCACACGACACGACCGGCCACGCGACAGCCGACAAGGACGGGAGGGAGGAGAUGGCCAAAAUCAAACUACUACUAAUAAAGAUACAUCCCUCGACGAAACUGCCACGAGCUUUCUUAUUAGUAUUAUAAAUUCUGCAUUGACCGCUGCUGCUGCUGCUGCUGCUGCUAUCACCACCACCAUCUCUCUGUCUCUUUCCCAUCGAUCAACAACUUGUAUAGGCAGGCAGGCAGGCAGGCAGAUCGAUCCUAUUCCUGCUUGAUCAUCGUCAACAUAAAAUUAGUCAUCCACGCACACUCAUCUUAUUAUAUACUGCUACUGCUGCUGCUACUACUACUACUUUUAUAUGUUGGUAUUCUUCAUGGUGCAUUCAUUCAUUGCAGCAUCCGACAGGACAGGACAGGACAGUAAUUCCCUUCCUUCUAUCCCCUAUUACUACUCCUCCUCUUCAAUUCAAAAGUUUUCAUUAUACUUCACUUACUGUUUACUUUUACUACUACUACUACUUUUUAAUUAAAACUUUACAGAGGAAGGAACGCAGGCAGGCAUAACACAUUUCAUUUAUGCAUAGAUUAGCCAGGGAGGGUGUUUGUAUCAUUUAUUAGAAAGAGGAGGAGGCAGGUCGAGAAAGCAAUCAGUUUAUCUAUAAAGCAGUAGAGGCAGCUGCCGUUGACCUUACCUGAUCGAUCAUCAGCUCGAUCCACAUAUAUAUAUAUAUAAUAUAAUAUAAUAUAGAUAGAUAGGUCAUAGAUGAUGAGUACGUGGGGAUGUAUUUUGAUGAUUAAUUGCUUACACAAUAAUAUAUCAUGCAGGAGGAGGAGGAGGCAGUCAGAAAUAUGGGAAUGAUCCUGUCGAGAGUAGUUGUAGUCCUAGUGCGUCUCAGUCAUAAAGUAGAACAGGAGGAAGACAUGAACACAGAGCUGAGGCGGCAGAUGGAGAUGGAGAACCAAGUAUUAGCACUGGAAGAUGGCGCUGCACCUUUCUCUUCAGUUUCUCGAGAGCGGUACGUGAGGCUGUGCGUACCGCUGCACAAGGCUGCGUUGAAGGGCGACUGGGGUCGGGGUGCCGAGUUUGUGAGCAGGGAUCCCACGCUCCUCACCGCUCCCAUCACGGGAGGGGGCGAGACCGCGCUCCACAUCGCCGCGGUGGAGGGGCACCGCCGCUUUGUGGCCGGCCUCCUCCAGCGGAUGGGGGACCCCGCCGACCUCGAGGCCCUCAACAAGAGGGGCUGCACCGCCCUCACUUUUGCUGCGGCCGCCGGCCACGCGCGCAUUGUCGCCAUGAUGCUUGAGAAGAACCCCCGGCUGGCCGCCGUCAGGGGCCCUCAAGGGGUCACGCCGCUCUUCAUGGCCGCACUGAUGGGCCACUCCCGCGUCGCUCGCGCCCUCUUUCCCUAUCCGCAGGCCCUCCGCAGCAGCUUUGAUCACCUCUCCACCCACCAGAGUCACCUCAGGCUUCUCACAACCUUCAUCCGAUCGGGCCUAUACGGUCUUGCAAUCAGCAUGGUGCACGAGUACAGGGAGCUGGCUUCCCUCGCGGACGAAGAAAAUGGGGAGACCGCAUUGGCGGUUCUUGCACGGAGCCCUUCUGCAUUUUGCACCCGCACCCGCACCCGCCAUCAAAGCAUUCUCAGCAGCAUGGCAUCAUCUUUAACGAAUAAGUUUAACCUGCUGCUGCGGAGGAGGAGGAGGAGGGACCAUAAAUUGUCAGGGUCGGGAGAUGAUGAUGAUGAUGAUGAUGAUGAUGCAUAUGCACUGUUCGAGUGCCUGUGGGAGAGCAUGGUCCGUCAAGGAGAUGUGGAAACCGCGGGCGCAGGGGGGAUGUACGAGGAGAGCAGCACUGCCAGCCUGGGGUUCAUGGCCGCCGAAUCAGGGAACACAGAGUUCCUGGUAGAGUUGAUCCGGAAGGAUCCAAUGUUCCUGUACAAGGUGGACUCCACCUCGGGCCACAGCAUUUUCCACAUCGCCAUCGUCCAGCGCCACAUCGACGUAUUCAACCUCAUCUACGAGAUGGAUGGGAUGAAGCGAAUGAUGGCCACCUAUGCGGGCCCCGCCGACGGAAACAACAUGCUGCAUCUGGCCGCCAUGAUGGCACCCCCGCACCAGCUCGCCCACAUCCCCGGCGCAGCUCUGAGGAUGCAGCGCCAAGUGCUUUGGUACAAGGAAGUUGAGAAGAUUGUACAGCCUUCGUACAGGGACAUGAGGAACGCGCAGGGGAUGACACCGCACGAGCUCUUCCUGGAGCAACAUGGAGCACUGAUGAGGGAGGGGGAGAAGGAGAUGAAACACACAGCCAAAUCCUUCAUGCUGGUCACCAUGCUCAUCACCACCGUGGUGUUCGCCGCUGCCUUCACCGUGCCCGGCGGGUACGACAACCGCACCGGGGACCCCACCCUGGGGAAGAGGAAGCUGUUCGUGGUGUUCCCGGUAUCAGAAGGGGUGGCCACAGUGGGGUCCCUGGCAUCCAUGCUCAUGUUCCUCAGCAUACUCACAUCCCGGUACGCAGAGGGCGACUUCCUGUGCCAGCUGCCCUGCUGGCUGGCGGCCGGGGUGAUGGGGCUCUUCGUGUCCAUGGCCGCCAUGGUGGCGGCGCUGUGCCUGUCCAUUGUACUGUACCAGCACUCGGUGGGAGGGGCGGUGGCGGUGGUGGUGGUGUUCGGGAGCGUGCCUCUCAUGUUCGUGGCAUUAAAAUAUCAGCUUCUCGCGGGGAUACUGCACUCUACCUACACCUCUCGAAACUUGUUUGCCUCCAACCACCGAUUGUUCCCUUGAAACAUAUGAGUUCAACA